This is a messenger RNA of Symsagittifera roscoffensis, 1426 nucleotides long. RefSeq lists its product as uncharacterized. The transcript has 3 exons. The record is from RefSeq and is a predicted model, not a curated record. NCBI's taxonomy places the organism in Eukaryota, Metazoa, Xenacoelomorpha, Acoela, Convolutidae. The coding region runs from base 247 to 1272 and encodes 341 amino acids.
UUUUUGAGGCCAACUUUUGACCAAAUUACAGCAGAAAAUAAACUGUAGAGCUAAUAACAACCAUGCUUAAGCCAUGCGUUUUAGUCUUCACAAUUUAAAAAGUUAGAAAUCGUUUUAUUACCAAAAUAAGAGUCAGUCGAUAUAAUUUAUUACAAAAUUAUCUCUUCGUCUUCGUCAUAAAUAAUUAUAUUUUUCAUUAAAUUGAUUUUUGAACUUGAUUUUUUAUAACUUUUUGUCGAAAUUACAAUGAAUAAAGUGAGAGGAGUUCGAAUGAAAGGAAGUUUCAAACAGUUCCAAGACGAAGAAGAGUUUUACAAGAAGCAACAACUUGACCAGUACUUAGAGGACACUCGUAAAAACAUAGAGAUAGUUCACUACAGUUUCCUGCCGCAGAGCAGAUCCCAUUUCAAACAACACACUUUGGACGUGUACUAUGAUGAGUCAUUAACGAAAACCCCCGCGGUGAAGUCACGUGGUGUGAGCAGGAGGGGUACUCAGGUGGUCCCCCCAGUUGUGCCCAAAUACACUGAUGAUGAGCGAGCGGACAUGGAACGAGAAGUGGCUCUAUUGUCAAUACAGCUCAGUGAAAAUCCAUCCCGAAGGUCAUCCAGAAAAACUGUGAGGUCAAGAUCCAGUCGGAAGGCAGACGGAGUGGACAUGGGAGGUCGGAACAACACGGCGGCCUCCUCGUUCUCUGCUGCACCCCCUUCUGCGAGUGAACAAGUUCCGACAGGGGAGAAGCUAAAUGCCCGACUGAAUGCGAGGAAGGUGGAGCGAGGCCAAAAGGGGGAGGGGUGGAGAUUGCCCAGCAACAAAGAUCUUACGGGUAUCUGGGGAUCGAGACGACUUUACUUGCAGAAAUUGACCUCUAAAAUGGACCGGUCACUGGAGUCGCGAAGUCAAGGCAUACGCCAGGGUAUAGCAAGUGCGCCUCCUCAAUACUUCGCACGUGAAAACACUUUUUCGACCAUGACUGGAAGAGAUCAUCCCCCCGCUACAGCUGCUACACGACCCAUGACUCAAAAACAUACGGCGCCCCCCACCAGGGGAAAGUUAAUAAUACUAAGAGAUCAUGCACUUGAGCGGACAACUCCAUAUGCGACUAAACUGACACUUGAAGACAUAGCUCUGCCAACAAGUGAGCACAGAAAGGGAAGAAACAAAAGAGUAAGGUAUCAACUCAAUGCGUACGGGCAGUCGAACCCCUUUAUUGGGCAUCUAACGGGACCCGAGACAUCUUCACCCCGAGCAAGUCACAUGAUAGCCACUUGAAAAUGUGAAACUAUUUUAUUAAUUUUAGACGCUGCGUGAACUCUUCCAACAUUGAAUUGAACGUAAUUUGUAUCUGUUCCCGUUUCUUAAUUAAACUCAACAAAAAAGGAAGCUAGUUUUACAAAUUUUUCAAUUCUAGUUUGGAAGUUUUGGA